AUGUCUGAACCUUCACGUCAAAUCAUGCAUACUACAUCACAUCCUUCUACAUCACGUUCAGUGCCAUCUGGUGCUCCACAUCUUGGUACCACCAAGCUUGCAGUAACUGAUCAUCCUCCAAGUACUGCGGCUCUAUGCCCUGCAAUUUUCCUCAUUUCAAUGCCUCCUCGUGCUCCAAGGGCCACUGCUCGAAGUGCUGGUGUUUCAAGUCCUUCGCUUCCUGCCAUGCCCCAAGUACCAGCACCUUCACAUACAUUACAUUUUUCCUGUCAUCCACCUUCACUCAUUUAUGGUUCCCCAUAUCCUCCUCUCUUUGGUUCGCCGCGUCAUGCGCCUACUGCAUUUCCUUUGAGCAGGAAUAUUCUUCUAGCCUCUACUAAUCCAUUGUUCAACGAUCCACAGGUUAUCGAGUAUCUCGUCAAGAAAGGAUACAAUCGAACGGAGCAAAUGCUACGUUCAGAAUCCGCCAAUCUUGAUAGAGAUGGAAAGCCUAUUCAAGAACGUGCAGAGGAUCUUGGUACAGCAAAAUACGCAAAAGGGUUUCGAUUAUUGAGUAAUUGGAUUGAGUCUAACUUAGACAUUUACAAGUUCGAGUUACGCAGAAUCCUUUGGCCUGUCUAUGUUUAUUCAUUCAUUGAGCUCAUCACAAGUAACUAUGCAAGUGACGGAAAAGCUUUUUUGAAUGAGUUCAAAGACCAAUUCCAACAAGUUCACGCAGAUGAGCUCACUACCUUUGAGACAAUCAGCUUGCCGCAACAGAUCAAUGACAACACUAUCACGAAGCUUUAUCUAUCCUCAAAGUACCGAAUACCUCUCAAUACCCAUGUUUACUACAACCUCAUGACCCACCUUGAAUCAAACAGCAAGCAAGGAGGAUCUGUUAUCAUUUAUUUGUUACAGACAUUCUGCGAAAUCCAAGAAACCAAACGAGGACCCAUUGAUCAAUUCAGUUUCGAAGCUAUAAUAAAUCAAGCACACGGUGUUGAGUCAGAAGAGUCUGAUCUUCAAGAAGGAAUUACCGGUGCUUUUACUGGAGUUACAAACAAAGACAUUGCAGACAAUAAUGCCAGAUUGUUACUAGGCCCAUUGUCAUUGGAGGAGGAUCUAUCUGCAGAUGUUCGCGCGGAACUUGAUGAAGAAGAUGCUAAGAAUCCACCUGAGCCCGGUAGGCCAUCCUUGGUAGAAUUGUUUGACCAAAGUAUCAAGCGUGAGGAAGGCAGUGAAGGACCUAGCCGCAAUGAUAUUCCUUAUCCUCCUUCUCGUGCGAAGGAUGUAACCAUGGAAGUUCAAAAGAUCAAGGAAUAUCGGGAUAGAUUUAAGAUUGAGAGUCGAAGUGGUGGUGUUGGUCCUGCAGUCUCGAUUUGCAUGUUUACUUUCCAUAAUACUCUUGAUACAAUUACCUGUAUCGAGUUUUCCGACGACAAUAACUUGGUUGCUGUUGGUACCGAAGAAUCUUACAUUCGUGUUUGGCAUCUACAUGGCGAACCGUUGUCAAGUGAAACCAAACCAGGUCCAAAUGAUCCACCACCAUCCAACUCUCGCCGUCUAAUUGGUCACUCCGCACCUGUUUAUGCUGUAUCAUUCUCCCCUUCAAUUCGAGGCGCAGAUGAUACUGAUACAUCUACUGCUCCCAAAUUACUCCUUUCCUCUUCCUCAGAUAGAACAAUCCGUCUCUGGUCACUCGAAGCAUGGGCCUGCGUAGUGGUAUACAAAGGCCACGAAGGUCCAGUCUGGAACGUAAAAUGGGGACCAUUCGGUCACUACUUUCUAAGUUGCGGCCACGAUCGCUCCGUUCGUAUAUGGGGCCAAGAUCACAUCUCAUACCUCCGAAUGUUCAUCGGUCACGAUUCCAACGUCAAUCAAAUCGCCUGGCAUCCAAACGGAGCAUAUGUUUUCUCAGCGAGCGAUCAAGCUGAUAAAACCGUUCGUAUGUGGUCUUUCACAACCGGUGAAUGCGUUCGUGUUUUCACAGGUCACACCGACACAAUCAGUGCUCUCCAAUGCGCUCCUAGUGGGAAGAUCCUAGCAUCUGCCGACGCAGGGGGAAGUAUCAUCCUCUGGGAUCUCGCCAAAGGCUCACAAAUCAAGCGUUGCAGAGGCCACGGAAAAGGUGGAAUUUGGUCUCUAUCAUUUAGCGUCGAAUCCACCGUCUUAUGUUCAGGUGGUGCGGAUGGUACUGUUCGUCUGUGGGAUAUCGAAGUGCCUACUGAUCCAUAUAAGAAUAAUGAUGGAGAAAUCAUCGGGACAGGCGGUCAAGCAGAUGCAACUCGGGUUACGGGAGCUAUUGCAGGUGCUCAGGUUAAUACGGCUACUGGUUCUUCCAAGAAAAAGGGAAAGGAAAUGAUGAUUACACCGGAUCAAAUCGCAGCAUUUCCAACCAAGCGAUCACCGGUUUACAAAGUCAUGUUCACAAGAAUGAAUUUGGUUAUGGCUGGUGGAUGUUAUUUACCUUAG
Sclerotinia sclerotiorum 1980 UF-70 is the source of this 2454-nucleotide messenger RNA. RefSeq lists its product as hypothetical. The transcript has 3 exons. Gene Ontology annotation, biological process: transcription initiation at RNA polymerase II promoter. The coding region runs from base 1 to 2454 and encodes 817 amino acids. The record is from RefSeq and is a predicted model, not a curated record. Gene Ontology annotation, molecular function: RNA polymerase II general transcription initiation factor activity; protein binding. Gene Ontology annotation, cellular component: transcription factor TFIID complex. Lineage: Eukaryota; Fungi; Ascomycota; Leotiomycetes; Helotiales; Sclerotiniaceae.